UUCCAAUUCCGAGCAGAUUUAAUAGGCGAGUAUCAGUCUGCGCUGAGGCCUAUAACCCUGAUGAGGAAGAGGAAGACACUGACCCAAGGGUGAUUCAUCCCAAAACUGACGAGCAGAGAUGCAGACUUCAGGAAGCUUGCAAAGAUAUCCUCCUCUUCAAAAAUCUGGAUCAGGAACAGCUCUCUCAAGUCCUCGAUGCCAUGUUCGAAAGGAUAGUCAAAGUCGACGAGCAUGUCAUUGACCAAGGAGAUGAUGGGGACAACUUUUAUGUCAUCGAACGGGGAACCUAUGACAUUUUAGUAACAAAAGAUAAUCAGACCCGCUCCGUCGGUCGGUAUGACAACCGUGGCAGUUUCGGAGAACUCGCUCUGAUGUACAACACCCCACGGGCCGCCACCAUCGUUGCCAACUCCGAAGGCUCCCUUUGGGGACUGGAUCGGGUGACUUUUAGAAGAAUCAUAGUGAAAAACAAUGCAAAAAAGAGGAAGAUGUUUGAAUCAUUUAUUGAAUCCGUGCCCCUCCUUAAAUCACUGGAGGUGUCAGAGCGAAUGAAGAUUGUGGAUGUGAUCGGAGAGAAGGUCUACAAGGAUGGGGAGCGCAUCAUCACUCAGGGUGAAAAGGCUGAUAGCUUUUACAUCAUCGAGUCCGGCGAAGUGAGCAUCUUGAUUAGAAGCAAGACUAAAACCAACAAGGAUGGUGAGAACCAGGAGGUCGAGAUUGCCCGCUGUCACAAGGGGCAGUACUUCGGAGAGCUUGCACUGGUCACCAACAAACCCAGGGCCGCCUCGGCGUAUGCAGUCGGAGACGUCAAGUGCUUGGUCAUGGACGUACAAGCCUUCGAGAGGCUUCUGGGGCCCUGCAUGGACAUCAUGAAGAGGAACAUCUCGCACUACGAGGAACAGCUGGUGAAGAUGUUCGGCUCCAGCCUGGAUCUGAUCGACCCCGGGCAGUAGGUGUGCCACACCCCAGAGCUUUUUCAGCGUGACACCAACACCUUCCGGUCAGCCACAGAACACACACAGAGAGCAGACAUGACAACCGUUCUGCUGCUGCCACCGCCGCUGCCGUUGCUGUGGUUAUGGGCAUUUAGGAAACUCGAAAGUCAGCACUGAAGGAUGGGCAGAGGUUCGACCCACACCUCCACUUGCUUCUGAAAGCCCAUUAUUAGACCACUCAUAACGAUUACUCCAACCCAGUUGUCACAUCUUUGGUUCAGAAUGGCAUGUCUCUCCAACAAUCCAAGUGCCUGAUACAAAGUCCAAAGUGUAAACACCUCCUUUCCUCUCUCGCUGCUACUCGCUUUUGGAAGUUACCACGAGGUCUGCAGGAACCUCUUCUCUAACUGUAGACACCCUCCCCCAGUCUUUCUCAAGGGAGAAAAUGCUGUAGCCUUUGACCUCCUCAUUUGUCCUUUGAGAAAGUCCACGUUUGUUCACAGUCACAGCCUUCGAUUGUACAGUGGGGCACGGCAGCAGGCGAUGGAGGGCUGUGGCCCAGUGGCAUUGUGCUGUCUGCCGAUGGCUGUCCACAUGACAGCUGUCUCCAAACCCACAGGGAUGUGUAGGGACAGGCCCUGGCCAGGGCCCAGUGGGUCAGCACCCCGGAGCAGGCAGACAGGUCAGCAGGGCCCACCGGGGCAGAGAAUUUGGACUCGGCACAUGUUGCCAGUAGUAGAGGGCCUGGAAAGGUGUCCUGGGUUGGGGGUUUUGCUUUUGAAUUUGUUCAGUAGGGUUUUUUGUUUGUUUGUUUUUGUUUUUUAAACCUCUGUGCAGUUUGCAUGAACGAAUGGCUAUCCAUUUAUAAGGAGCCAGGGCCUGGGAGUGCCGUUGCUCUGUCCGACCCACCGUCCCGGGCAACUUGCUGGGUCUCGUGUCCAGUUGCCUCUACCAGCUAAUGGCAGUGUGCCAGCAAGAGGUGGCACUGCAGAGAGCCCUCUUCCACUCCAGAGCCGUUGCGUAGCUUUGCUGUUGAACCCAUCCGUUUUUAAACUCUUUAAAGAAGCAGCUAUUUUUUUGAAAUUAAAAUUAUUUCCUUGUUUAGGGAAUUCCCUUUGGACAUAGUCAUAUAUGUGUGGAGUAUAAAUGUCGAUCUGUCAGGCUUUCAUCCUCAACAUCAACUGCCUAUUAUUUUCAAAGACUGGCAUCACUUAAAAUGUCACAGAAUUAACUGUGAAGGCCUUUCUAAUUAAAAUGUUGAGAUAUUUGGCAUUCUAAUCAUUAAUCUCAGAAGAAAGUGAUAUAUUUAAAAUGUUUUUUAAUCUUCUAGUUAUGUAAAUUGAAUUCUGUUUAAUUAUUUUAAUUAACUAGUGUAUUUUAGAAUGAAAUUUUUUUCUUCAGAAUGGCUUCGAAUCAGAUGCUAUAAAGGAUCCUAGGAGCAGUAAGAAGUGGCAUCAAGAUAAAUCUGAAUGUCUUAGCCAAGUUUAUAUUAAAUCAAGAGGCCCUUUCUAAUAUGAUUUUUUGGUUUCCUUUUACUUACAUAACCCAAUAAAUCCCUAGGAGAUUACAUGUUGGGGCUUAGGUCAUUCCUGUUGUGGAUGACGGAGCCCACACAGUCACCUUCCCUUUGCCACACAAGCUGGGCACUCUGCUUUUGCCAUGGGCAGUGUGGCAAAGAGAUUUUCAGAGUGGGUAGCCCACCACAACCUUGUGCCCCGUCAAGGGAAAGCGGAAGGACUUUUCAGGCUGUCUAGGUAGCCUGUAUUGCAACUCUCGGAAUCGUGAAAGGUAAUAACGAACCCUCCAAAACAGGCAGCUAGCACUGGGAAAGCCGGGUGGUGAUCCCAUGUUUUCCUAAGGUUCUUCUUUUCUAUGGUGUUGCUUUAUAAACGAAUUCUUGUCUUGCUCUUUAGCAGACAAGAACCACACCUGUCUCUUGCAAAGGCUUCAGGAGUCAUAGAGGUUCAGCGUCAGACCUUGCGAGGACUCCAGGCACUGAGUAGAGGUCUCCUCCUCACCCCCAUGCCGGCGUUAGUUAAGCCUGACCAAAUUCCAUGCUGGAGUCACUCUUGCAGGCCUCUCGGGGUGGGCCUUCUCUGCCGUCUCGCACAUCCCAGGCUAGUCUUCACAGAGCCCCCCUUGAGAUCCCCUGACUCACUGGUGGUCGUUAUUUUAAAGUAGACUUUAUCAGGCUUAAGUCCCCCUGCUCUCAGCAAUGACUGACAUGGGGAUCAUGAGUCCAGGCCCUCACUGCACACAGGGCCGUUGUGGGGAGUCUAGCUUGAGGAAGGGAGACUUUAACAGGGCCGGUGUGAAUGAAAUGGGAUGGAGCUAUGAUGGGAGUGCCAGGACCUGACAGCCUUCCAGUUUCCUUUGCGAGGUGGCCGACCAAGUUCGACCCAGGGCUAUGUUGUCUACGCUGUACCAGGCAAGCCCUGCACUGCUGGUUGAGCCUCAUGGGGAGGGGCGUGUGUUGGGAAGAGAUCCUUUUGUUAACUGCAUCAUGUUCUCUUCUAUGGGUUAGAGCUACACGCCCUCUCCUGGCUAUGCGAUUGAUUGGGUAAAGACUACAACUGAGAGCCAUGAUGUCCAACCCACAGUAUUGUCCUUCCUUUUGGUCCCCAGCUUCUGCCACCCACUCUGUUCUCAUGGUUGGUUCACGUCCUCUUGUCCUCUUAGUCUUUAUUAGUUUUCAUAUAUAAUUGUGUUACCUGUACUUGCUAUAGAUUCUCAGAAACCAGGGUAAAGCUAUUCUUUGAGCAGUUUAAUGAGCAAAUUCAGCAGCAGGGUGGCAAGGACUGCUUCUCUAGCCAGGAGAGGUUCUAUCCUUCCUCUGACCGUCCAGUUUCUCUGCUCGCAGUGGUGGAUCAUCAGUGCGAGGCGCCCUGGGUGCACAGCACUUCACGUCAUGCCUCAGUGCACGAACAGCCCUCCCUCGUUUAGGAAAAGUGAAAGCAUUUUGCACAGAGAAAAAGGAAAAAGACCCAUGAAUGUCAUCUUUUAUCUUUUGUUUUUAGUUGGCGGAUGUUGACAUUUUUAUUCUUGACACGCACUUGUAAACCAGUCUUGCCAAGGUGUGAGUCGUUCCGGUCUCUCACAGCGAUUACCUCUUGUUCCUCUGUCUCGACUGCUGACGUCCCUCAGUGGUUCUAAUGUCUGCUUUACGGGGAGCAGCCUUCCCGUGGGUCUCCUUCUACACACUGCAGGGCUAUCUUUAUACUUUAAGGAAAAAAACGAACACAAAUAGUGUCACUAACCUCAUGGGGGAUUUGCAGAAAACCAUGGAGCCCGCCUCGAGCAAAGGGUAGAUAUUCUUCUUUUUUCUUUCCUUUUUUUUUUUUUUAAGCUCAUUGUAAUAAAAGAAAUCGAAUUCAGCAUUAUUAUGCUACCUCAAAGGUAAAAAUGUUUUAAGGUCUUCUUUCGGUCCUGAGUUCUACACAUAGUGUUUGAAAUGUCUUUCAAUUGGGAUUAUUUUUUUAAAUCAUUAGGGUGAGUCUUAUUUUAACCACUUUUACACUUGUAUUUUAAUCUUAGAAGAAUAAGUCAUUGGAAAGCAAUCAAUUCUUGCUGUGUAGCAUCGAACAUAUAAUUACAAGUCAUUAAGAGUUAAAUCGUUUGCCAUAAACAAGGUUGAGUUUUUUUUAAAAGGGAACUCUAGGGCUCGGCUUCACUCUUGGUUAAUAAAGGCUGACAAAUUAAGUCUGA
Tupaia belangeri chinensis (Chinese tree shrew) is the source of this 4640-nucleotide messenger RNA. It is a transcript of the gene PRKAR2A, whose product is annotated as protein kinase cAMP-dependent type II regulatory subunit alpha. Gene Ontology annotation, biological process: negative regulation of cAMP-dependent protein kinase activity. The record is from RefSeq and is a predicted model, not a curated record. Gene Ontology annotation, molecular function: cAMP binding; protein kinase A catalytic subunit binding; cAMP-dependent protein kinase inhibitor activity. Gene Ontology annotation, cellular component: cAMP-dependent protein kinase complex; cytosol. NCBI's taxonomy places the organism in Eukaryota, Metazoa, Chordata, Mammalia, Scandentia, Tupaiidae.